AUGUCGACCACGCACGACUUUCCGCCUCUGAAGAAUGACCUCCUUCUGCGCGCUGCACGUGGCGAGAAGACUGAACGUGCGCCGGUAUGGGUUAUGCGUCAAGCCGGGCGAUACCUUCCAGAGUUUCGCGAAGUGCGCGCCAAGCACGAGUUCUUUGAAGUGUGCCGCACACCCGAGCUUGCGACCGAAGUGACUUUGCAGCCGAUCAGGCGCUACUCUGGCUUGCUGGAUGCUUCAAUUAUCUUCAGCGAUAUCCUCGUCGUACCGCAGGCGCUGGGCAUGGAAGUCCUGAUGAACCCCGCACCUCUGUUCCCGGAGCCUUUGGACACGCCUGAGGACGUGAAGAAGUUGAAGCAAGACGUAGAUGUCGAGAAGGAGCUCGGAUACGUCUUCAAGGCGAUCACCAUGACGCGGCACGGCUUGAAAGGCGAAGUUCCGCUCAUCGGCUUCGCUGGUGCACCUUGGACUUUAUUCUCGUACAUGGUCGAAGGCGGAGGAAGCAAGACGUUCCAGAAGGCUAAGACUUGGUUGUGGAAGUGGCCUGAGGAGAGUCUGGCGUUGCUCAUGCGCAUCGCGGACGUGCUCGUGGAUUAUCUCGCCGGACAAGUCAAAGCUGGCGCGCAGCUAUUGCAGCUCUUCGAUUCGUGGGCCGGCGAACUCUCACCGCACGACUACGCCACGUUCGCCCUCCCACCCUGCGCACACAUCGUUAAACAACUCCGCGCCAAACUCUCCUCGCAAAACAUCCCCUCCGUCCCAAUCACCCUCUUCGCCAAAGGUGCCAAUGCCCCCUCAUCUCUCCAACUCCAAGUAUCCGCCGGCUUCGACACGAUCGGCCUAGACUGGUGUCUCUCCGGCACCGAAGCGCGCUCUCUCACGGGCGGAAAGGUCGCACUGCAGGGUAACCUCGACCCGGGCCUGUUGUAUGCCGGUCGCGAGGCGUUAGAGCGCGAGGUUAAGCGCAUGUGUGAGGACUUCAAGAAGGGUACAGAUGGAGAGUGUAAGGCGUGGAUCGCCAAUCUUGGGCAUGGGAUCACGCCUGGCGUCGACCCGGAGGAUAUGAGGUGGUUCUUGGAGUGCGUGCACAAGUACAGCGCGGCGUGA
This is a messenger RNA of Peniophora sp. CBMAI 1063, 1104 nucleotides long. The record is from the annotation of a GenBank genome assembly. Lineage: Eukaryota; Fungi; Basidiomycota; Agaricomycetes; Russulales; Peniophoraceae.